This is a messenger RNA of Pogona vitticeps (central bearded dragon), 2811 nucleotides long. RefSeq names its product NEDD4 binding protein 1 (gene N4BP1). NCBI's taxonomy places the organism in Eukaryota, Metazoa, Chordata, Lepidosauria, Squamata, Agamidae. Gene Ontology annotation, cellular component: nucleus; PML body. Gene Ontology annotation, biological process: negative regulation of proteasomal ubiquitin-dependent protein catabolic process; negative regulation of protein ubiquitination. Gene Ontology annotation, molecular function: RNA binding. The record is from RefSeq and is a predicted model, not a curated record.
AUGCCGGGGGCUCCGGCCGACGGGCGGAGGAUCUGGCUCAGCCUCUGGGGGGAGAAGGAGGCCGUGCGCGGCGCCAAGGAAUACAUUAAAGGCCUUUGUGAACCAGAAUUGGAGGAGAAGGAAUAUUAUCCGAAAGACAUGCACUGCAUUUUUGUAGGAGCCCAGAAUCUCUUCCUGAACUGCCUUAUUCAGGGGACCUCUGCCGAUAUUACCGUUGCAGAGAUAGGGACGAUAAAUAUUAAGGGCGGUGCAGAAUCCGUCGUCAUGGCCAGAAGCCAUAUCCAGCAGUUUGUGAGUCUCUUUAAAAACAACACCAUCCUAUCAAAUGGUAGAGAAUCAGAAGUGAAGAAACAGUUCAAGCAGCUGGUUGAAGCCUAUGCGGAUAAAUAUACCAUGGAUUUGCUGAUCUUGCCCAGUUCUUUGAAGAGAGAGCUACUCAGCCUAGCUCAGAAUGAAGGCUGCAGAGCAGAAGAUAAAAUCAUAAAUGUUUCUAGUACAGAGGAAACACCAGCACCUUUAUCCAACAAAGUGCAGAAAAAAUCUGGGAUAAACAGUGACUACAGGACAGGCGAAGAGGAAGCAAGAAACAAAGCAGGUACCCCAGUCAGUGAGUUAGCCAGGAAAAUGGACACCGUUUUCCACAAUGCACCGGAAGGACAUUUUUUACCUAUAAAUGGUCUGAAUUCACUAGAGACCUCUACAAGCAAAGAGAGGCAUUCAUGCAAAAGGAGGUCAUCCGACGCUGAGGAGAGGCUUCCAAAGAAGCAGUUUUCCUUCGAAAUUGGCCAGGAGGGCAGGCAUGGCGAGCGCAGCACUCCUCCCGGUCAGGACAUUGAGGUGAUUGAUCUGGUCAGCGAUGAAUGCACCGAGUCCGAUGGCCCAGGUGCGUGUGCUAAAGAAGCUGAAGAAAUAAGUGAGGAAACGGAGUACAAGAUUUUGGUGAACUUCUUCAAAAGCAUGGGCUACUCCCAACAAAUAGUAGAAAAAGUGAUUGGAGACUAUGGGCCGUUGGUCGAGCCACUGGUACUUCUGGAGGAAAUUGAGAAAGAGAGCAAGAAGGGAUCCAUAGAAGAAGCUGAGGUUGCUGACAUACCCCAGACACAGGUAGAGAAAGAGGAAAGGAAUUAUAACAACCAAGUCCAUAAAAAAGAGUCUUCCAGAAAUAAAAAAGCAGAUAAAAUCUCUGUUCCCCAGUCCCAGUACAGAGCUGAAGUAAAAACACAUGUGUCAAACCAUGAAAAUCAGAUAGUGCUUUCAGGCAGUAAAAAUCUGCCACACAGAGACCACAGCAGAGCAUGUUCCAGCUGCUCUGAAGACUCUCCUGUUUCCCAAACAAGUGGUGCCGAAAGCAAUGGUCUCCUGGAUGCACAUGGCCAUAUACAAAGGGUAACGAAAGAUGGGAAGCAGAAAGGUCCCAGCUUACUAGCAAGAGGUGCCUCAGAGACACCACGCCCACCGGUUGACAAAGAAACUGGGGUUCCUCAUCCAUGGGCUGAACAGUCGGCUUCGACGCAUAAUCAACAUGGACAUAGUACUGCCUUGCAGCUCAGAACAAGAGACCUCUCUUCCCAAAAACUUCCCAAUCAUCUCCCUGAUUCUGGACCUCCUCUCCAACUAGCGACACCUUAUCCUGAAAGGAGAGCAGUGGUAUCACAAGAUCACCGUGCUGACCCUUCAGUGACUGGGGUUCAGAGGUUCCAAGAGUCUUUGAAAAUCCCGUACAAGCUGGAAUUGAAAAACGAGCCAGGGAGAGCAGGCCUAAAGUACAUAAUAAUAGAUGGCAGCAAUGUAGCCAUAUCUCACGGCCUACAGAAGUUCUUCUCAUGUCGAGGUAUUGCGAUUGCUGUCGAUUACUUUUGGAAACGUGGUCAUAGGAAGAUCACUGUGUUUGUCCCCCAGUGGCGAACGAGGAGAGAUGUUAACAUCACAGAACAGUACUUUUUAACCCAGCUCCAAGACGUUGGCAUUUUGGCCCUCACACCUGCAAGGGUUGUAUGUGGAGCCAGGAUUGCAUCUCAUGAUGACAGGUUUCUGCUGCAUCUGGCUGAGAAGACUGGAGGAGUCAUUGUUACCAACGAUAACCUCAGAGAAUUUGUGGGUGAAUCCACCUCUUGGAGAGAAAUUAUUCAGAGGCGGCUACUCCCGUAUACCUUUGUUGGAGAUAUCUUCAUGGUUCCUGAUGAUCCGAUGGGACGAAACGGGCCUGGAUUAGAACAGUUUCUUCAGGAGGAGGACACGCGUUUCAGAGGUAUCUCGUCCCAGCAUAACCUUGGAAGCGUUUGGGGGACAUCCCAUUUCCUGAUGCAGCCGGAGGGUCACGGACCAUCGCCAAAGAGCCCCUUGCCCGGCCUCAUACCCAUCUUGCCCACCUUUCCGCCGGCGCCCCAGGCUAAAUCAUCCAUCCCCCCGCAUCCACGCUCUGCGACAGAGACCAUGCAUUUGAAAGAAGCCUUGGGAAAAAUAUUCCCUACCUCAGAGCAGAGGGAGAAGAUCGAGGAGAUCCUCGCUCACCAUCCCCACAUGAGGGACAUGAACGCUCUGUCCGCUUUGGUGCUCGAUUUGGGCUGAGCAGCUUGUGGAAGCGGGAUGGGAUGGGGGCGCAAUGCACUUUGAGUUUUGUCGUUUGGGUUGUGAAUUUAAAGAUGCACAUGAGCGUCUGUGAAUAGUUAAGACUUAAAUCUUUUUUGUAUAUAUAAAAAAGUGAAUAUUCAAAGGAUGUAGCACAUUCCUUUUUAUUCACUUAAGUUAUGUUGCUUUUACAGAUUUGUAUUGAUGAAAACCUUUUGGAAAAAAACAUGUCUCUAUUUUUGA